GAGAAUCUUUGAGCGCUUCGGUUGUGAGCGGUUGUGAGUGAAUUUUCCGGAAAAAUAAAAGUACAAACAAAUUAAAACAUUUGGGUGUGCGAAAUUUUCAAGUAGAAGUAAUCAAAAUUUGUGAGGCCGGUGGAAUUUUAAAUGUGAGUUUUAUUCAAACUGCUAUGAAGCAUGUUUAAGUGAAUAUUCUGGAAACACAUUCGUGUUUUUAACUAAAUAGAUAAAACGCCAGCGGGCAUAAAUAAAAACGAAGAAGAGACGAGUGACUUUAGAGAAAUGUAAAGCGGAACAGCAAAAAGUAACAAAAAACAAUACAAAUUAAUUAUAUACAACAAAAAGAGUUAAUUGUCAGUUGCAAAAAAAAAACCAAAUCAACUAAAUUGCGAGCAAAAAUUUAUCUAUUUCACUCGAUGAUUGUGUGAUAUGCGAACAAAGAAAACUAGAAAUAUACAAAGACUCCAGAAAGCAAAGAAUUGACGAAGAGAAUAAAAUAAACUAGAAGGAAAAGCGCCGGUUAAUAGAUUAUUUACGCAUGCAAUUUCUUUGUGAAAGAUUUAAAGAUGCGCCAAAACCGAUAAUAAUAGUUGAAAUAUCAAAAUAUAACAACAAACUGCAUAACAGUUGCUAUUUUGUAUAACAUACUAAAGCUUCAUACAAAUUCUUCGUGCAUGCUUCCGGAAUUGUGGCUACGACUACAUUUAUUUCUUGAUGACUUAUUGAAAUCCAAAAAGGAACUAAUUCAAAUUGUCACCGAUUUUACAUUUUUCUCCUUCGAUCAUCUGCACCUGAUAAAACUCAUAGCCAAAAUGUCGACGGCAUUCCUCACCGCCAUAGCGGUCAUUAUGUGCAUCCUGUUUCGAAUACUAAACGUGAACAGCCAGCCAUUGAAACCAAGCGUUUGGUGUUUGGAUCAACAGUUUCUGGAUUGUAUUUAUAAAAUUGCACCAGUACUAAGAGAACCUUAUGUUCCCACGCGUCUAUGGGGCUUUAGUGGUCACGUACAAACGGUGCUGCAUAGCAUAGUAGGCCGCGUGAAAUGUCCUUGGCCAUUGGGCGAACGUGUAUAUCUGCUGCUACAGGAUGGCUCCACACUCACCUAUGACCUCUAUCAACCGAUAAAUGAGGCUGAGGAUGAUAUCACCAUUGCUAUUUGUCCAGGUAUUGGCAAUACAUCGGAGAGUGUGUAUAUACGCACAUUCGUGCACUACUCACAAAUGCAUGGCUACCGUUGUGCCGUACUCAAUCACAUCGGUGCGCUGAAUAGUGUGCAGGUGACAUCAACGCGCAUCUUCAGUUAUGGUCACACGGAUGACUUUUCCGACAUGGUUAACAAUUUACACAAGAAAUAUCCAAAUAGCCGCAUUGUGGCGGUCGGUUUCAGUUUAGGUGGCAAUCUGGUGACUAAAUAUAUGGGGGAAUCGGCGAAGUCCAAACCGCACACCAUACUCGGUGGCAUAUCGAUUUGUCAGGGCUACAACGCAGAGGAAGGUACAAAGUGGCUUUUGAAUUGGCAAAAUUUCCGCCGUUUCUAUCUGUAUGUGAUGACGGAGAAUGUGAAAAGUAUCAUACUCAAGCAUCGUCAUGUGUUGCUGUCGGAUGAGGUGAAGGCACGUCACAAUCUAAACGAACGCGAGAUUAUCGCUGCCGCUACACUGCCAGAAUUAGAUGAGGCCUAUACACGACGUGUGCACAAUUUCUCCACCACACAGGAGCUAUAUAAGUGGAGCUCAUCACUACACUUUUUGGACAAUAUCGACAAGCCGAUGAUUUUCAUUAAUGCCAAAGAUGAUCCAUUGGUGCCAGAGGAGCUGCUGCCACCCAUUAAAGAAUUUGCAUCAUCCCGCCCCAAUGUGGCAUACAUUGAAUUGGCUCACGGUGGUCACUUGGGUUUCUAUGAAGGCGGUUUGAUUUACCCCAACCCCGUUACAUGGCUGGACCGCACUGUGGUGGCCAUGGUUGGCUCCAUAGUCAUGCUGCAUAUGGAUGCUGUAGCUGGUGCACAAAAAGUUGGCUAUGAAUAGGUGAAACAACUGAUUUCACGCACUCGCAAAAAAUAAAUGGAAAUUGCACUUAAAUAAUAAGUAUAUAAUGCGAAUGAGGAAUGACAACACAGUACAACUAAGUUCUCUCUCUAAGCAUAUGUACACGUAUGUAUGUAGAAGAAAAAUGCACAAACCAUGGACAUUUCCUUUGAUAAAUUUUGUAAAAUUGAAAUGUUUAAUUUUGUUGAAUUUUUAAUUCGUAUUUGUUCACACAAACAUCAAUUUAAAUUCACAAAAAAAAAAGAAAAAUAAUAAAACAAUACAAUGUUCUCUGCAUUUGUUGUUUUUUUAUAAUUGUGCAUAAUGAAUUGAAGACAACUCAAAUGUAUAAUGAAGCUACACAAAGGCUUUGUGCGAAAAUUCCAUUUUUCUCCUAAAUGUAUUUUUAGGUAAAAUUAAGUCUGCAUUUGCCACGCACUUAUUUAUGUAUUUUUAUAUGUGUGAAACAAAAAAUGAUGAUUACAGAUGUAUACGUAAUCUGCUUUAUGUUGAUUGACCAUUUAGCUUUAGAAUUUUUCACUUUUACUUUUAAAGUAAUUGUUAUGGCUUUUUAACUAUUUAUUCUGUAUUUAUAGCUAAGCAUUUAAUGAGCGUUUUGUACAAUGUAUAACAAUGUAUAACAAUUUUUUUAAAUGCUUAAAAUUAAUUUUUUUGAAAAAUAUUUUAUUUAAAAUUAACUUUGGUAGAAAACCUAUAGUCUAAUUGUUUCAACGAAGACAGCAAAAAUGACUCAAUUAAAAAAAAUAAAAUUUUGUUUUUAAAUAAAAAUUUAACUCCUGACGUAAAACAGUAUACAGUUAGUCCAUUUGCUUUCAGCUGCAUUUCACAAUAAGAGUUAUA
Molecule: messenger RNA, 2882 nt
Organism: Zeugodacus cucurbitae (melon fly)
Lineage: Eukaryota; Metazoa; Arthropoda; Insecta; Diptera; Tephritidae
Gene: Hydr2
Product: abhydrolase domain-containing protein 2
Exons: 8
Coding region: 669-2021 (450 amino acids)
Biological process (GO): acylglycerol catabolic process; sperm capacitation; medium-chain fatty acid biosynthetic process
Cellular component (GO): sperm plasma membrane; sperm flagellum
Molecular function (GO): monoacylglycerol lipase activity; acetylesterase activity
Source: RefSeq, a predicted model, not a curated record